CGUGCGCAUGCUCCGUGCGUCCCGGAGGUCGUCCGUGCCGGUGCUUCCCCACGUGUGGCGUGAACCUGAGGGCAUCAUGUUGUGAGGAGAUGGGAGCCUCGGUGACUCGUGCGAUUCGGAAUUUCAACCUGGAGAACCGGACGGAGCGGGAAAUCAGCAAGAUGAAGCCCUCUUCCGCCCCCAGGCACCCCUCAACCAAGAAGCUCCUCCAAGAGCAGAUAAGCCACAAUCCAGGAAUUAAGGGAGAAAUUGCUAGAAAAGAUGACAGACUGCUGUCAUUGCUAAAAGAUGUGUAUGUUGAUUCCAAAGAUCCUGUGGCUUCUAUGCAGGUAAAAGAUGCUGUAACACCUCAACAACCGAAAGAGUUCAGAUUGCCAAAAGGCCAUCACUUCGAAAUGAUGAAUAUUAAGAACAUUCCUAAAGGCAAAAUUUCCAUUGUGGAAGCAUUGACGCUUCUUAAUAAUCAUAAACUUCAUCCAGAAACUUGGACUGCUGAGAAAAUAGCAGAAGAAUACCAUCUAGAACAAAAAGAUGUAAAUUCUCUUCUCAAAUACUUUGUUACUUUUGAAGUCAAGAUUUUCCCUCCUAAAGACAAAAAAGCAAUACAAUCAAAGUGAAGAAAAUAAUGAAAUUAUUUUCCUGUGUGUAGUCCUCAUCCCUGCCCUGUUUUAUGUUCUCAUUUUUAGCAUAUUAAAUUAUAAAAAUUACUAGCUGUUCAAAUCUUCCGCCUUGUGGGAGCAUGCUGUUUAUUGGGCUCUGCUGAUUUCUUAGGGUUGCUGAUAGAAUUUAUUUUAUUUUAUUUUAUUUUAUACUUUAAUUUGGUUUAGGUACAUAUUUAUAGGUGGUAUCAGCAUAACUAAAUAUAUGUACCUAUUAUAAAUAGAGACAUUAAUGUAUUAUUUCAGGCACAUCUUAUCAUCAGCUUUUAAAUUGGUCAUAUGAAUCCCUCAUUUAACCUUCAGAGUUUUACCUUCCAUUUCAGGUCAUUGGUUCAUGCUCCCUAUAGAAUGGUAAAAGUGACAUUUCUUGACUCUUGACUGACAUUUUGACAGUGAGGUUAAAUAACAGUAUUUUCAAAUAAAGACAUAGGAAACAAUAUAAAAUUAAUAAAAAAUAUGUUUUUAUUCUCCAAGGAGUGCUUCUUUUGAAUAUGGUUUUAUGUAUGAGAUGACUGUCUUUAAAAAUAUAUAAAAAUAAUUCGUGGCAUUUAUAAAAGUAGCUUUGCUCAGAACUGAAUGUAGAAAUGAAAGAAAUAUUUAAAGACUGGUUAAAGUACUAAAUGCUGUAACAUUGGUACUGAAAUGAAGUCUGGUGGUAAAUGAAAUCUGGUGAUGAUAUGUAUAUUUUAUAAUUGAAGUGGUUGAUCGAAGAGAGAAAAAAUUGCAAUAGAAGCAACAGUGUGAGCAUGGGGGAUGAACCUGAGAAAUUGCUACUUUGUCCAUUUACCAAACAUACUGAGCACAUGCGCCACUACUAGUUUCUUGAAUGUGAUUGUAUUAGUUUAGUUCUGUCAUAUUACUGCCUGUAAGAUCUUGGAUAUUAUAACCUCUCUGAGAUUGAAUUUUCUCUAUACAAUGAAUAUAAUGCUACCUACUUUUAAGAGUUACUGUGAAAUUACAGUACUGCAAAAGACUGAACUAAUAGGAAUUAUCUUUUGCAGUUGAGAACAGAGGCCUGCACAGGAUUCAUGAACUAUUUAUUUAAGAUUAUUUUGUAGUUUAUGACAGCCAAGCCCAGAAUUUAGGUUUUCAAAAUACUGCUUGUGUGUGUGUGUUUUUUUUUGUCUGUGCUAGAAAGAAGCAUGUCUCAAAAGAGCAGGAAGUACAGAUUGUAGGAAUAUUAGGGAAUGUGGCGUAAAGAUUCCAGGUUAUUGACUGUCUAUGAGGAAAGCUAGGCUAGGCAUUACUACUUUCCAGGGGUUCCCUUUGAAAUGAUGUGAUAAUGGAAAGAGGCAUUUGAAAUGUUGAGGAUAAUCAAGAUGGGAAAUAGUGAAGCUUGUUUUAAAUGCAGUUUCAUUAUGUGAAUUAACUAUAAUUUAUAUUGGGUUUAAAAGCAGUUUAAAAAUAGUUAAAUUUGAAAACAAUUGGUCUUUGAGAGUAUUGGUCAAUACUUUGAAACUAUUCACUUUUAUCUUAUAAAUGUUAUGGUUUCUGAGCCAUUUUCUCUAGUCAUAACUAUACCAUGGUUAGGCGGCUGUCAUUUCAUGAUGUUACAUGAUCAGAUAAAGUGCUUCCCAUAGCAUUCAUUGGCCUCUUACUGCUUUUUAUCAUACGUAGGAGAGCUCUUGGGCAGUGGUGGUAUGGCGUUUAGAUUCAGAAAACCUGGGUUGAUAUCAGCAUCACCAGCCAUGUGACCUUGGAAGUGUUUUCAACUGUGAAGCAGGUAAUUACUAGCAUCUUAAAAGCAAUUAUUGUACUAGGCAUUGAUUAAGUGCUUUAUGUGUUUGAUUGUUUAAUAUUUCUGCAGGUGUGGGAAUAAGUACUGUUAACCAUAUUCUAAAGGGAAAAUUAAAGCACAGGACUCUUGAGUAAUUUUUCAAAGAUUACUCAGCAAGUAAACCUUAGUAGGUUAUUUUCAGAAUCUUGGGCUCCUCACUGCUGCACUGUGUUGCCUCCGUGAGAUUAUGUGAAUUAAGGGAAGUGGCAUUCAUGGAGUCUGGGACAGACGAGGCCAGGACCGCUCAUUGUACACCAUCAAUGAGAAUCAGCUGUAUUGCUCUGGAAAAGUUUGCAUGGGCCCUCUCUGCUGAGAGACCAGUUUAAUAAGUCUGGGAGAUUUCUUUGGUGUUGGCCUCGGAAUCCAGAUUGUUUUCAAAAUAUUUAAUGACCAAGUAUGGCACCAAACUAUUCAAACUGCUAGCCAUAUGUGCAAGUUGAAUAUCGGCAUUGUUGGGGUUUUUCUAAAGUUUAUUUUGACAGACGAAAGGGAGCAAGAGAUGGAAAAGUGACUGAAGGAGAGAUUUCUGGGGAAUGAAGGAAAGAAACAAUGAAUUUUUGGAGGUGAAAAGAUUUGGGGUGGCAAGAUCAGGACAUGAGGAGGGAGGUUAAUAAUAGGAGGGCAUUAGAACUAGGAUAAAGGGAAUUGAUGUAGGAAAAAAACUGCUCAAUUGGGUGGAUUUGUUUGGGAGACCCAACUUGAUAAGUAGGUUUCUACUUAUUUGAUAAAUAGGGUUACCAUAUAAUUUGCUGCCCAAAUUGGGACAUUUUAGAAAGAGAAAUGGGUACCAAUUAAGUUAGGACAAUAGAGACAAUGGGCAUCAACUGAAAUAUCCUGGACAAGGUAGGAGGUAUAGGCACUAUACAAAAGGCACUAGUCCAGGUUUCAUAAGUCUAAUGGGAUAUAACUGUCUUAGCUCCACCAUGUCAGCAUUUAGCAUCUCACCAAUAACCACAAAAGAAUGACUCCUGUCUGUGCAAGAACUUUGACUAGUGCUUAGUAUGGACAUCCCUUAGUUCUGUGUCUUCAAACAACAAAAUCCCAAGAAAAAGGAGGAUGGAGUCCUGAACAUUUAGUGCUGUUGUGAUGAAGUUUCUCUAUCUUUUUUGGAGGUAUUAAACUGAAAUGGCUCACAGCACCUGAAUUGAGGCCAUUCUUUAAAGACAGCUUGCUUGGUACAAGUCAAAAAUAUGUAAGAAAUGAGCAAAUUUGAAAGAUUAGAGGGUUUGUGCCCCCCAAGCAACCAUUCAUUCAUUGACAGCUGCCUUGCUUUCUUGUCUUGGCAAACACCAAUCCAUAAACUAGUUAGAGAGAAGGAAUGUCUGUCCAUGUAUUUAUCUGGAUAUACCUUUUCUUCUGGUUUAGGAAUAAUAGGAAAUUACUUGCUUGGCAAAGUGAGAUACCAGAAGCAUUUAGAUCUAAAUAAAUACCUAUAAAAAACAAAACUUCACAUUCAGAGAAUUUGAGUCACUGAUUCCAGAACCUUCCUUUGCCAUUGUUAGUACUCCAACAAUAGAAUUAUAUCUUGGGGGUAUGUGUGAAUAGAAGUCUAGAAAAGAAGAACUCACACAGGUGAUAAGAACAGAAUCCUGAACAGAGAUCAAAUUCUGUAGUUUUUAAAUGUACUUAUAUUAUGAAGUUUAUAGUAGGUAACACCAGAUUGUUUCCUCUGCUUCCUGUGAGGAGAAAGGCAACAGGGAAGUCAAAGAUGAAUCAUUUGGGUUUAAGAAUUUAGUCAGAAUUGGGGCCCCCUGGUGGUGCAAGGGUUAAGACGCAACCUAUGAAGCUGUCCACAGCCACUGCAGCAGAAGUUCCUUCCCCAGCCAGGGAGCUACCCAUAUGGCAUGGCAGACCUCUCCUGUCUCGCCUGCUGCUCCCCUCAGCAGUGUAUUUCACUCAUUCUGCCUGUUCUGCUCCCCACUUUCUCUGGUGAAUCCUCUCACCCUCCACACCCCUGGCCUGUACCCCAGUUCUUGUAUGAAUAAAAGAAUUUAGUCAGGAUGACAUAAACCAGUAUCUGUGCACUGAGAAGUAAUCUCUGAGAUACAACAGUGCCACCUGACGAUGGACUCUUGCUAAUGGCUCUAAAGCAAGUAAACUAAGAAAAGGUUUGUGUGUCGGACUGGUUACAGAUAACCAUAUCUGGAAAUAGAGGGGAUUUUUUGGGAUGAAACAUUAUGUAUUUCUAAAAUAAGCCUCAGGUUGUCUUACUCCAAAAAGAUAAGUAUUGAUUAAAUUCAAGACAUACAUGUUUGGUACUGAAAAUUCCAUUUAGAGAAAUGAUAUUUGAGCAAUUUUGGCAUUUUAGUAUGCUGUGUAACACUUACGUAUAAGAAAUGUCAUAGUUAAGAGUUUAAGUGUCUUCCUGAAGCUUAUGGUAAACAUAAUAUAAAUCAUGCAAUAAUUUAAUUGAACUAUAUAAGAAAGAUUAUCACUUUUACUGUAGUAUUAUCUGUAAUUUCCCAUGAUGCUUGUUAAGGAACAGUAUGCUUUUGU
This is a messenger RNA of Talpa occidentalis (Iberian mole), 4932 nucleotides long. It is a transcript of the gene NDUFAF4, whose product is annotated as NADH:ubiquinone oxidoreductase complex assembly factor 4. The transcript has 3 exons. Lineage: Eukaryota; Metazoa; Chordata; Mammalia; Eulipotyphla; Talpidae. The record is from RefSeq and is a predicted model, not a curated record. The coding region runs from base 90 to 617 and encodes 175 amino acids. Gene Ontology annotation, biological process: mitochondrial respiratory chain complex I assembly. Gene Ontology annotation, cellular component: mitochondrion.